AUGGCCGCGGACACAGAGCGUGUGGCUUUGUUGCGACCAGCUUGUUGCUCUGCAAUGAUGCUGGAAAGGGAGCUUAGCUUAUGUUUCGGCAAUGAGCUGCUGGUAGGCAAGCGCAUUUGCAAGAUCAGAUCGGAUGUUCGCGAGACAGGCAGAUCGCCGCGCAGGAAGUCGCCUUCAGGAUCCGCGGAAUGGCUAGACAGAGGUCUGGGAGUGCUUUCUCCGUCUCGCGCAGAGCCGCAGCUGCAAGCUCGGAGAGUCGAAGCUUUCGUUGACGCGGAUCCAGAGCUACAGCCAAGAGGUGGCGUGGGAGGUGCUCUGGGUUAA
Drepanopeziza brunnea f. sp. 'multigermtubi' MB_m1 is the source of this 324-nucleotide messenger RNA. RefSeq lists its product as uncharacterized. The record is from RefSeq and is a predicted model, not a curated record. Lineage: Eukaryota; Fungi; Ascomycota; Leotiomycetes; Helotiales; Drepanopezizaceae.